Molecule: messenger RNA, 1707 nt
Organism: Aureobasidium subglaciale EXF-2481
Lineage: Eukaryota; Fungi; Ascomycota; Dothideomycetes; Dothideales; Saccotheciaceae
Exons: 2
Coding region: 372-1475 (367 amino acids)
Molecular function (GO): asparaginase activity
Source: RefSeq, a predicted model, not a curated record
UACCGAGGGGUAACAAGAACAUCUCUCGGAAACCUUGCCCAAUAUCUCUUACCCCUCCAAAACUCAUCGAGGUCAAAAUCGCUCAUCGAACUCACCUGGUUACCGCGAUCUAAGCCACGAUAGGAUCUGAUAGUGUAUGAUGGCGUAUCAAUCACCUCGCCGAUAGUGGACCGCCUCGUACCUCGAACAGGUUUUCCGCUUGGUAGCAUCGGCGUGCAAGGUAGCAUGCUUGAUGACUAUAUAAAUUGCGAGUCCUUCGUGAGUCUGCUGGGGUGAAGAGUCAUUUUCUACUUACGCUUUCGUUUUCCCCUCCCUCGUUCUAUCUCGACAUUCGUCGUCUGUCGAAGAAUAUCACUCUGCCUCUCAUCAACAUGCUUAGAACACUAUCUCUUCUCACUGCUCUUGGCCCUCUAUGCCAGGCUGCUGCUCUGCCUACAUUUCCACAGCUCGAAGUCCGUCAAUCGGUUGCGAGCGUUAAUGCCAGUCUAGGCAAUGUAACCAUCUUUGGCACUGGUGGUACUAUCGCUGGUUCUGCUGGUUCGGGCGUUCAGACUACCGGAUACACAGCUGGGGCUGUUGCCAUUCAAACUUUGAUUGACGCCGUACCAGAGCUGCUCAACAUCUCGAAUAUCAAUGGCAUCCAAAUAUCUAACGUCGAUUCUGGGAACAUCAACGCGACUAUUCUGUUGGAACUGAAUCGUCAAAUCACAUCUGAACUCGCCAGAAGCACCUCGAGUGGUGCUGUGGUGACCCACGGCACUGAUACUCUUGAGGAAACCGCAUUCUUCUUGGAUCUCACCAUUGCAUCCGAUAAGCCUGUUGUAGUUGUCGGUGCUAUGCGUCCCUCUACUGCUACUUCAGCAGAUGGUCCUUUGAACCUGUAUCAAGCUGUCACACUGGCCGUCACCCCCGAGGCCAAGGGUCGUGGUACUAUGGUCACUCUGAAUGACCGUAUUGACAGUGCCUUCUACGUGGUCAAGAACAACGCAAACUCUCUAGACACAUUCAAGGCUAUUGAGCAAGGCCAUCUUGGCUUCUUCUUGAACUCUGUCCCUCAAUUCUACUACUCGGUCGCGACGCCUGCCGGCAAGCCCUUCUUCGACCUUGCGCCUUUGAACCUGACCUCGCUUCCUCAAGUCGAUAUUCUUUACGGUCACCAGGACAGUAACCCGGAGCUCAUCCGCGCAUCUGCUGACUCAGGUGCCGAGGCCAUCGUCUUCGCCGGUGCAGGUGCUGGCGGCUGGACAUCGAAGGGUAGACAGGUCGCUCAAGCUGUUUACAACGAAACCGGCAUCCCUAUGGUUUUCUCUACUCGCACGAUGAACGGAUUUGUCUCCCCCGAAAGCAACGAUUGGUCGAUUGCUAGCGGUAACUUCGAUCCUCAAAAGGCUAGAAUCUUGCUCCAAUGUGCUUUGGCGGUUGGGUACAAUACUACCCAGAUUGCCGAAAUCUUCGAUGCGCUCCAGGUGUCAUAGACGGUGUCGGGCGAGUAAAAGUUCCUCUGCCCCUUAGAGGACUUGGUCAGUACCUACUAUAUCAUACGCUACAUACGACUAAAUGGCAUUGGAAUAUUACCACAGACACGUUCGAUAUGGCCAUAGCUCUUGUAAGCCGACUCCACGUUUCGGCAGUUCCACGUGCGAUCAUUCCAUGUUCAACACACGCUUUCUUGCUCUAUUCUGGUCCUGUUCAGGAAACACUGCUGCC